AUAUAGGCCUCGGCAAUGGAAAACCUCCCAAGGUAUCAAAACCAUAUCAUCCAAACCAAGAAGAUGCUCAUGAUCAAAACCCUAGCAAUUCUCUCCCUCCUCUUGGCCCUGACCCGCGGCGGCUCCGCUGAGCAGUGCGGCAGCCAGGCUGGCGGCAAGCUGUGCCCGGGAGGGCAGUGCUGCAGCAAGUACGGUUGGUGUGGCACCGCGCCUGAAUAUUGCACCAACGGAUGCCAAAGCCAAUGCGGUGGAGGCGGGGGAGGCGACGUUAGUGGCCUCAUCUCGAGAGAUACAUUCAAUCAGUUGCUGAAGCACCGGAACGACGCCGGCUGCCCCGCCAAAGGGUUCUACACGUACGACGCUUUUGUCGCGGCCGCGAAGUCGUUCCCGGCGUUCGGGACCACUGGCGACGCGGCCACGCGUAAGCGGGAGAUCGCGGCUUUCUUGGCACAGACUUCCCAUGAAACGACAGGUGGGUGGGCUAGCGCACCGGACGGGCCAUAUUCAUGGGGAUAUUGCUAUCUGAAGGAGCAAAACCCAAGCGCGUAUUGCUCUCCUAAUCCGACCUACCCCUGUGCUCCUGGCAAGCAAUACUACGGCCGGGGUCCAAUACAGCUCUCAUGGAACUAUAACUACGGGCAAUGCGGCAGGGCAAUAGGAGUGGACCUCCUCAAGAACCCGGACCUGGUGGCGACCGACCCUGUCGUCUCGUUCAAGACGGCCAUCUGGUUCUGGAUGACCCCGCAGUCGCCCAAGCCAUCCUGCCACGGCGUCAUCACAGGGCAGUGGGCCCCAUCCGCGGCGGACAAGUCAGCAGGGCGGGUCGUGGGGUACGGGACCGUGACCAACAUCAUCAAUGGAGGCCUCGAGUGCGGCAGAGGGAAGGACGCGAGGGUGGAGGACCGGAUCGGGUUCUACAAGAGAUACUGCGACAUACUCGGAGUGGGUUAUGGCAACAACCUCGACUGCUACAGCCAAAGGCCAUUCGGGUCUGGUCUCCUUGUGGAUACCAUGUAACUUCUAGCAGGCUUUUGCCUCAGUAGCGGUCGAAAACUAUGGUAUGGUUUAUAGAUCGUACAAAUCAAGUUCAUGUCGACUAUUAAUUAUGGUGGGCUCUAUAUGUGGUAUCUACAUAAUUAGCAGAUGGGGAUGAUACGACUUAUAACGUACGUAAUAACGUGGUGAGCUAUACUGAUUAAGCAAAGUCAUGCUUGUUGACUUGUGACUCGUUGUGUAUGAUUUCAAUCAAUGAAAUAAAACAGCUACGGUCUUCCACUGUCGGAUUACGACGUCAGUAAA
Messenger RNA from Eucalyptus grandis, 1299 nucleotides. Its product is annotated as endochitinase. The coding region runs from base 16 to 1017 and encodes 333 amino acids. Gene Ontology annotation, biological process: defense response to fungus; chitin catabolic process; cell wall macromolecule catabolic process. The record is from RefSeq and is a predicted model, not a curated record. Gene Ontology annotation, molecular function: chitin binding; chitinase activity. Lineage: Eukaryota; Viridiplantae; Streptophyta; Magnoliopsida; Myrtales; Myrtaceae. The transcript has 3 exons.